GGGGCCGCCUGACUGAAGCUCGGCGGGGGGAUGCUGCCGCCGCUGCUGCCGCUGCCGCCGCUGCCGCCGACGCAGAGAUGGAGUUGAAUCCCAAAAACAACAAAGUGUGGGACAGAGUUUGAGACAAAGGGCGGAGGGGUCGCGUUGGUUCUCUGACCGCCGGAUGGGUUUUUGGUGAAAAUAAAAGCGGAGGAAAUAUUUAUUUUAGGAAAAAUGAAGCUGCUGAAGCCGAGCUGGGUGAGCCACAACGGCAAACCCAUAUUUUCAGUCGACAUCCACCCUGAUGGCACAAAAUUUGCAACCGGUGGGCAAGGAGAGGAUUCUGGCAAGGUGAUGAUCUGGAACAUGGCGCCAGUCCUCAGAGAGGAGGACGAGAAGAACGAGAAUAUUCCCAAAAUGCUUUGCCAGAUGGACAAUCACCUAGCGUGUGUAAACUGUGUGCGCUGGUCCAACAACGGGCUGUACCUGGCAUCAGGAGGAGACGACAAGCUGGUCAUGGUGUGGAAGAGAGCCGCGUAUGUAAACACAAAACAAACACAACGUGUGCAAACACACAAGAUCCGUCUGCCGCUCUGCUCCAGACUUCAUGUUGAGAAAGUUUUAUCGAGUUAG
Molecule: messenger RNA, 612 nt
Organism: Plectropomus leopardus (leopard coralgrouper)
Lineage: Eukaryota; Metazoa; Chordata; Actinopteri; Perciformes; Serranidae
Source: RefSeq, a predicted model, not a curated record